Messenger RNA from Lottia gigantea (owl limpet), 867 nucleotides. RefSeq lists its product as hypothetical. The record is from RefSeq and is a predicted model, not a curated record. The transcript has 4 exons. NCBI's taxonomy places the organism in Eukaryota, Metazoa, Mollusca, Gastropoda, Lottiidae. Bases 1 to 867 code for a protein of 288 amino acids.
AUGGAACCUAUCAAAAAGGAAAAAGUGGCUUUUUGUCAGUUAACUGAUGCAGCGACAGUUCCUAAAUAUUUAUGGCCAUUAAGUGGACAGACAAACGGCUUUGAAGUUGUGCACAGUCAAGAUGGUAUUAGUCCAAAUUUAACAGAUUGUCCGCCUGUUGGACCUGGUCAUCCGACUCUAGGAUAUACAUCCUUAUAUUUUGAUGGAACUCAGUAUGUAGAUGUUGCGAUACCAAGUGACCCAACUAUCAAAGAUUCAGUUUUUACAGCAUUUAUCAAGUCCGACAACGGUAAUGGAUUUAUAUUUCAUUACCGUGCUGAUGAUCAAAACACUGGUGAUUUUAUCAAUAAUAUGUAUGUGCAACUAACGUCGGGGAAUGUCUUUGCUAAGAUGGAUGUAACUACAUCUGGCGUUACGUCUAAAGACAUACCAAGAAGCGGGCAGGGGCCGUAUAGUAUUGUUACAGACCAAUGGACGAUGAUAGCAUUUUUAAAUAAUUUCAAUGCUAGUGUGGUAUCUUUAUACAUUGAUGUUCUACGAGAAAAUAGCAGUUAUCCCACAUACAAAUUUCCUUUACAAACUCCUGGAGUACUUCGAUUUGGUGGCGGUCAGAGCCCCGCACCAUUAUAUGGAUUCACGGGAUUUAUUACAGGCGCUGCUUUAUAUAAUACAGCUUCAGAUAUGAACGUGAUGGAUCUUCUUCAGAAUGUAAAUUCGAAUAAGUGGCCAUCGACCCCACCAGACCGUUUUGUCCGCUUACGUGAAAUUCGAUUGAGGAAUUUCCAGAAAUCUGAAACAAAGGACGAACUUCAUGUACGUAACAUUUGUACAUUGCCUUUUAAGUUGCAGGAAAACCCCUCCAACUAG